This is a messenger RNA of Microtus ochrogaster (prairie vole), 579 nucleotides long. Its product is annotated as ribosomal protein S19. Gene Ontology annotation, cellular component: cytosolic small ribosomal subunit; membrane; ribosome. Bases 99 to 536 code for a protein of 145 amino acids. Gene Ontology annotation, biological process: ribosomal small subunit assembly; translation; cell surface receptor signaling pathway. Lineage: Eukaryota; Metazoa; Chordata; Mammalia; Rodentia; Cricetidae. Gene Ontology annotation, molecular function: RNA binding; transmembrane signaling receptor activity; structural constituent of ribosome. The transcript is spliced from 6 exons. The record is from RefSeq and is a predicted model, not a curated record.
CGAGCACUCCGAACUCUCGCGAGACUCGACGCCCGACUUGUGCGCCCGGGAAACCCCGUCGUUCCCUUUCCCCUGGCUAGCAGCGCGGAGGCCGCACGAUGCCUGGAGUUACUGUAAAAGACGUUAACCAGCAGGAGUUCGUCAGAGCUCUGGCAGCCUUCCUCAAAAAGUCCGGGAAGCUGAAAGUCCCCGAAUGGGUGGACACAGUCAAGCUGGCCAAACAUAAAGAGCUUGCCCCCUAUGAUGAGAACUGGUUCUACACGCGAGCUGCCUCUACAGCACGGCACCUGUACCUGCGUGGUGGUGCCGGGGUUGGCUCCAUGACCAAGAUCUAUGGAGGACGGCAGAGAAACGGUGUCAGGCCCAGCCACUUCAGCAGAGGCUCCAAGAGUGUGGCCCGCCGCGUUCUCCAAGCCCUGGAGGGACUGAAAAUGGUGGAAAAGGACCAGGACGGGGGCCGCAAGCUAACACCUCAGGGACAGAGAGAUCUGGACAGGAUUGCCGGACAGGUGGCAGCUGCCAACAAGAAGCAUUAGGACAAAGGAUGCUGGGUUAAUAAAUUGCCUCAUUCAUAAUCCU